CUGAAAAUAACCCGAUCAGCUGAUGUGCAGUGACAACAACAGCAACCAGAGAAACCGAACAAGGAGGGUGUAUACUUUUAAUACAAAAACAAUGGCUCUUGAUCAGUGCUGGCAUUUUUAAAAUCAAAAUUUUUGCUGUCUUGAAACGUGUUUGAUAUUUGUAUUUCUCAGGAAAACGCGCUCCUUAUUUUAAAACGUACAGCAGUUACGGUAUCCCCGAGUCACUCGGUCGCUUCUUUUUCCUGUGUUGUUUUUACAAGGGGUUGUGCCGGGAGACUUGUUUUGCCGUUGUGUAAAAAUAAGUCUUCGGUUUUCCUUUUUUUUGUGUUCAGUUUCUUUGAUACGCACCUGUUUUAAUUGAUGUGCGUUUCUUUCUCAAACUACACGAACGUCAUAAGUAAAAGAAAGGAGUUGUGAAUUAUAAGAAAACACUUCACUUUCCUUUCGUUAAGAAAAUAGAAUAAAAAAAACACAUUAAAAAGAAAUCUAAAUGUCAAAAAAAGGCUGUUUUAUUUAACAAUUUCAGGGGGAAUAUUUGUGUGUCAGACAAUGUUCUAGUUAGAUUAUAAAAUAAAUCGAACACAACAUAGCAGUGCUUGCCUUUGUAAAAUGGUGCUUUCUCAAAAUAAAACCUAGGAAUGAUGCAGUCUGACUGGGUAUGUUGAUUUAUGUUAUUGUUUAGGACUUCUUGACAAAAGUGUUGCUGCACGCUUUUAUCUUAGUUUUGAUAAGUCAACUUAUGUGUGGUUGAAAGUAAAAAAAAACAAAAAAAACAACAGGACUGGUUUAGUGUUCCUUGCUUGUGGAUAUAUUGAACGGAUACAAGCAAUGCAAUAAGUAUUUGGAGGACUUGUUGUAAACUAGUGACUAAUAAUAAUAACAGGAAUAAUAUUAGUAAAAAACAUCACCGUUGUACCACAAGUGAUUGUCUUAUAGAGCCUUACGUUUUUAAUGUUCUUUGUACACUAUUUUUAAUUUUUUUGUUGUUGUUAAAAGGGAUUAUUUAUGUUUAGUAAUAUUAAUAAUAGAUUAAAACAAAAUAAAAUACAUACUUGACUUGUGAGAACCAAACAAGGGUGACAUAGGAUUCAGACCCUCUGUAGCAGAACAAGUUUGUCUUUUAUUAGUAGUACUGGUACUUUUAAUUUAUAUAUCGAUUAUUUAUAUAGUGUAAGGAUUGAAUUUCAGUGUAGCAAUGAGUGCCCAAGCUCCGUCCUCAGAGAAAGGAGUGAACACUGGCCUGGUGUGCCAGGAGAGCUAUGCCUGUGGUGGCUCAGAAGAAGCCAUGUUCGAGUGUGAUGAGUGUGGGAGCCUGCAGUGCCAGCGAUGUGAACUGGAGCUGCACCGUCAGGACCGGCUCAAGAAUCACGAGCGGGUCCGCAUCGGGCCAGGACACGUCCCCUACUGCGACACCUGCAAGGGGGCCAGUGGCAGUCCGGGGUUUGGGCACCGACAGAGAGCAACCUUCAGGUGCCAGGGAUGCAAGACCAAUCUGUGCGCCGACUGCCAGAAGCGCACCCACAGCGGGGUGAACAAGAGGAAGCACCCCAUCAGCGCCUACCCCCCCAGCAAGGCCACGGAGGAGGCAGCAGCCGUAAAUGAGGGAGAGGCCCAGAAGAGACGGCUCCUCGAGAGGGUCCGCUGCUUCCUCCUGGUGGAUGAGAACGAGGAGAUCCAGGUCAGAGACGAGGAAGAAUUUGCCAAGAAGCUGGACUGCAACCAGGACGAGCAUCUCAAAGUGGUGUCAAUUUUCGGGAAUACGGGUGAGGGCAAGUCCCACACGCUGAACCACACCUUCUUCAUGGGCAGAGAGGUGUUCCAGACCUCUCCCGCCCAGGAGUCCUGCACUGUGGGGGUGUGGGCAGCUCUGGACCCCCUGCACAGAGUGGUGGUGAUGGACACGGAGGGGCUGCUGGGCACCAGCUCAAACCUGGGCCAGCGCACCCGGCUGCUGCUCAAGGUCCUGGCGGUGUCGGACUUGGUGAUCUACCGCACGCACGCUGACCGGCUGCACGAUGACCUCUUCAAGUUUCUGGGCGAUGCCUCGGACGCCUACCUGAAGUACUUCACCAAGGAGCUGAAGGCCACCACUGCCCGCUUUGGCCUGGAUGUACCUCUGUCCUCUCUGGGGCCGGCGGUCAUCAUCUUCCAUGAGACAGUGCACACCACACUGCUGGGCUCAGGUAAGCUUUUAAAAACAGUUUUAAAAGCUGAAUGCAUAUUUUUUUUUUUUUAGCUCAACAUCUUGUCUCAUUCCUGACUGGUGGCUUUACAAGCUACUUCAUAUGCCCACCUUGUGCAAUCAGCUGGAGGCUGUGUUAACAGUGUGUUUUCAACUGGAUUGUGCAACUUGUACUGCC
Messenger RNA from Polyodon spathula (Mississippi paddlefish), 2360 nucleotides. Its product is annotated as zinc finger FYVE domain-containing protein 1-like. The transcript is spliced from 2 exons. The record is from RefSeq and is a predicted model, not a curated record. Gene Ontology annotation, molecular function: zinc ion binding. Bases 1196 to 2236 code for a protein of 346 amino acids. Lineage: Eukaryota; Metazoa; Chordata; Actinopteri; Acipenseriformes; Polyodontidae.